GCUGCGCUCAGUUCGGUUCGAUCAUUCGUCGCAACAAGUCCACUAACGUCAGCGCGCUUCACACAAAGCGCAGUCGAGAGUCGAGGGUGGCGCAGUGCAUGGCCCAGUCUCCAUCUCCGUCUCUGUCUCCGUCUCCGUCUUCGUCUUCGACUUCGUGUUCGUCUAACCAACUGUAAAAAGGGCGCCCGAGUGCAUUAAUUGUGAGCAUAAAAUAUAAAAUAAUUGUCGCUAAUUUUUGGAUACAUUCGCGUGUGUGUCAAGUCGAACGUAUUAUGAUAUAUUAUGCAAUUGGCCUUUGCUAAGUGAAAAGUCAAAUUGUUUAUGUGUUUGUGUAAUGCGCUAGAGAAACGAAAAGAGCGAAAUUCAAAGAAAAGUGAAGCCACCCAACCACAAUCAGCGGCUUUAAAAAGCCGUUUAAAACAAAUACAAUAACAAAGAAAUACAAACAAAAAGUUUAGCUGAAUUUAAGACAUGUCGCAGACAAAAAUGGCGGCUGCAGCGACUGCGUCCACGGCGAACAUUUGCGUCAGCUGCGCACGCCAGCGUCAAAGUCGACGCUGCGUCGGCGCCGACGUAGGCGUAGCAGCUGGCAGCAGUGCUAUAAUGCAAAUUUAUAGUGCCUGUGCCCUGCUCACACUGCUGACGGCCAGUGCUGCCUAUGUGCAGAGUGCAGCCGUUUCCUUUGGUGAUCUGUCGCAUCCCACCUUUAAGCCGCUAUGCAGCGUUCAGCAUGAGCAUUUCAUCGAGAGCGAUGGCAAAGAAUCUAGUCUCAUUAUUGAACUGAAACCGGGCAGCUAUGGCGCCCAACACAAGUCCUGCUCUCGCAUACUGAGUGCCCCGCCCAGCUAUGGUUUUAUUGUGCGUCUUAUUUUGCCCAAACUGCGACACACGCAACGCACAGACAAUGGCAGCAACAAUCCCUCUGCUGCAGCUAGUUCCAACAUUAUGCCCGCUUUAGUCAGCGCAAACAAACAGCCGCAGCUGCUGCCUGCUGGCAUGCUAAAUGCGACUGCAGCAGCAACUUCUACCUCAUCGGCUGUUGUGGUGGGACGCACCUGUCCAUUGAAUAUUUUCAGCUCUUUGGAUCCGCAUACGGCUCAGUGGCGCGUGGAUCCCUGCCAGCUGGAAGAUACCGCCUCCGAAAUGGAGGAUCCGGUACGUCUGUUUCAUGGCCGCGUGCGUAUUGUGUGGGAGCAUGGAAUGCAUGCGCUCAAGUCCAAGCUAAUGGUCACGGUGCUUGGCAAAGGUGAGCAGUGCAAGGAUGAGAGCAAGCAUCAGUGCCUGAAGAUUGGGGACGAACCCAUUCUAUGCAUCUCCAAGGAGCUGGCGUGCGAUGGCAUACGCCAUUGUCCCUACAGCAAUGAGUAUGACAGCGACGAGGACUACGAGCUGUGCUAUAAGCAGCGUCGUCCGGGUGCUGGCACGCUACCCUCUGCGCUGGAAUCCGAUCUGUUUGAGCAGUUCGCCUUGGAGGUGUUUCGCAAUCUGUUUGCUUACGAUGCGCCCACAGCGCCGGAGGAUAUACCACAGCGCAAUGGCAGCGCCGGCGAAUCGGAAGCAGCCGCAGCAGCAGCAGCAGCUUCAGCUGUGGUCAAUAACAAUUCGACGACGCAGCUACGUAAAGUGCACACCAAAGACAUGAAGAAGCCGGAUCAAGGUUCACCCAAUGCCAUUGGCACUCAGUUCUCGCCUGAGCUGGAUGCCAAGGCACAGGAUAAUGCCACAGUGGAUAACGGCAAUGUAAAUGGCAGCGGUGCUGGCAGCGGCUUCACUCGUCGCAACUCCACCCGCGGCGGACUCCACUCGGAUCUAUCGAAGUACGGGCCGUGGGGCUACCUAAUGCUCGGCAUGCUACUCUGCGGCGGCGCGCUGCUCAUCUGCGGCCUCUGGGCUUCCGCAUCGCAGCACGCUGUCAACAAUGAGCGCGAGGCAGCGCUGGCCGCAGCCAAUGCAGCUGGCAUGGAUCCAACCAGUGUCACCUCGCCACCCAACUACGAGGAGCUGGAUCCGCCGCCGGCAUAUUCCGUGCUCUUUCCCAAUCAGAAGGCCGCCAGCAGUAAUACGCUUAAUGCGCUGGAUGGUGCGGUAGCUAGCACAACAGCCGCGGCAGCAGCAGCAGCUGCAGCAGCAGCAACAGCAACAGCAGCAAUAACAACAACAUCAACAACCCAAAAGCAUGCCAAGCUUAAUUAA
Molecule: messenger RNA, 2193 nt
Organism: Drosophila hydei
Lineage: Eukaryota; Metazoa; Arthropoda; Insecta; Diptera; Drosophilidae
Exons: 6
Coding region: 472-2193 (573 amino acids)
Source: RefSeq, a predicted model, not a curated record